AAAGAUGGCGGACCCUCGAGGAAGGAAGCGGAAGAAAGAGAAGCGUGACGAAUUCCUCCAUAUUCAAGCUAAAGGACAGUACUUGAAAAUACCGAAAGGUCAGGAGUGGGAUGAGAAAGACCCUUCAACAGUUGGAGGGAAGGAGAAAACAAGAAAGUCACCAAGCAGAAGAGAUAAAAGACAGCAGGCAAGAGUUCAGAAGAAGGCAAGAAAGGCAGCUUUUUUCUCCAAUAAGAAAGGGAAGACUAUGAAAAUGUUGAGUGGUGGAUGCAUCAGAAACAAGCCAAAGGAAGGCAGUGAUUUAACAGAGAAACCUACAGGGACCAAGCUUUCCAUGGUCUCAAAGAAGAAGAGGAAAAGAAAGAGAACUAAGAAAGUCACAGAAGAACAAGAAUUCCUCAAACUGAGGCUUUUAGCAGAGAACAGGAAAGAGGACAAGGAGAUAAAGAGGCUUGAAAAGCUUUUAAAACUUGGCAGUAAAGAGAAAGUUACCUGUAAGAAAUUCAAAGCAGAUGGUCUUGAUUAUUUAUUAGAAGUUUGUGAGCAUCAGCAAAAGGAACAUGACAUAGAAAGUGGUGAAGGUUUGGAGUCAAGAGAUGAAAUGUUUUCCAGGGAGGUAAAACAUAGUGACAUCAUGGGCAUUGAUGGAAAUCCUAAACAAAACAUGAGUGAAAGUGCACAGCAUGACAGUGAUGAUAGCUAUGCUGAUUCUCAACUUAAUGAUGAUGAUGAUGAUGACAUUGGUCACAAUGUUAUUGAUGAUGAUGAAUGCAAUGAUAGUGAUUCCAGCUAUGGUGAUGAUAUUGAAACCAAACAUUACAGUGGAGGUAGUGAUGACAGUGGUCAUGGCAAUAAUGAUGAUGGUGAGGGAUGUGAAGAGGGGGAUUAUAGCACUGAUAAGAGAGACUUUAUAGAGACAUUUGAAAAUGACAAAGAUAUUUACUUUGAAGAGGAGGACAGUGGCAGCAAAGCUAACAGUUGCAAACAAACAGAUGACUUUAAAAAAUAUGUUCCACCCCAUUUGAGAAACAAGAACUUGUCACAGACCCAAAAUGAACACUUGCACAGACUAUCAUGUCAGAUUAAAGGUCUACUGAAUAGGCUGAAUGAGGGAAAUAUGUCAAUUAUUAGUAAAGAGAUUGAACAAAUUUACAUGCAAAACAGUCGAAAUGAUAUUAACAAGAUCCUAAGUAAUCUUAUUCUGGCCUCAUGUGUUUCUGCAUCCAUGAUGCCUGACAAACUUUUGAUGGAGCAUAUCAUGUUGUUGGCAAUUCUUUCAAGUCAUGUUGGAAUUGAUGUAGCUGCUUUCUUCAUUGAGCGACUGGCAGAAUUGUUUGAUAAACUGCACAAGAGCAACAAAGACAGUUUUGGACAGGGGAAAGAGUGUUAUAAUGUUAUAGCUCUGUUUUCACAUCUGUGCAACUUUAAAGUUACUCACUGCUGUCUCAUUUAUGACAUCAUUCAAAGGCUAGUGAAUUCCUUCGGUGAAAGAGAUAUUGAACUACUUCUACUGCUUCUGAAAUUAGUUGGAGCAGAAAUCAGAAGAGGUGAUCCAUCAGCAUUGAAGGAAAUUAUACUCCAAAUUCAAGCAAAGGCAACUUCCACACCAAUCUUGUCUAGUGAUUCCAGAGUUUGCUUCAUGUUGGAAAUAAUUGCCAAGCUACGCAACAACAAUUUAAGAAAGAUACCAGGCUAUGAUUCUUCACAAAUAGAACACCUUAGAAAAACUCUUCAUUCAUUAAUCAGAGAGUCAGGAUGUCUAGUCUCCAAUCAGCUCAGAGUUAGUCUACAAGACUUGCUGAACAUCAAAUUGAAAGGCCGCUGGUGGACUGUAGGGUAUGCAUUGCCCCAGACACCUCAAAGUAACUCCAUGGAAGUGUCUACUUCUAAACUCCAAAACACCAAGCUGUUAGAACUGGCAAGAAAACAACGCAUGAACACUGAUGUCCGAAAGAAUGUUUUUCUUAUUAUGAUGACAAGUGAGGAUUACAUUGAUGCAUUUGAAAAGUUGAUUCGAUUGAACUUAAAAGAUGUUCAAACUAGGGAAGUAAUCCAUGUUCUUAUUGACUGCUGCAUUCAGGAGAAAAUGUACAAUCCUUACUAUGCCUACCUUGGUCAAAAAUUCUGUGAAAACAGCAGAAGUUACCAGGUUACUUUUCAGUACUCUUUUUGGGACAAGUUUAAACUACUAAGCAGCUUAGCACCCCAUUGUCUUGAAAACCUGUUACAUCUUAUGUGUCACCUCUUUGCUACAAGAGCAUUGUCUCUAUCCAUUCUCAAGGUUGUCAACUUUAUGGUUCUUGAGAAGACUUCUGUUCAGUUUUUCACUGAUCUUUUUCAUCACCUUCUCUCAACUUAUUCUAAAGAUGUAACAAGAUAUAUAUUUGAAAGAAUCUCAAUGAAGAAAGAGCUAGCAUUCCUUUGUCAAAACAUUCGAAUUUUUCUUCAACAUUUUGUGGGAGCAAAAAAAUCCAGUAUCUUAGAAAAACGACUUAACCUGGUGGAUGGUAUUCUCGGAGCUUCACACAAAACCAAACUUUAGAUCUCUUUUAAUUGUCAUUAAUAUCAUGAGCAAUUUCACCAUGAUUACAUAAUUACAAUUUACAUAACUUAUAUUAUUUCUAUUAUUACUGAAUAAACAAUUAACUUUAUCUCUUGAUGACUUCA
Pocillopora damicornis (cauliflower coral) is the source of this 2667-nucleotide messenger RNA. RefSeq names its product nucleolar MIF4G domain-containing protein 1. Gene Ontology annotation, biological process: ribosomal small subunit biogenesis. Gene Ontology annotation, molecular function: RNA binding; protein binding. Lineage: Eukaryota; Metazoa; Cnidaria; Anthozoa; Scleractinia; Pocilloporidae. Gene Ontology annotation, cellular component: nucleolus. The record is from RefSeq and is a predicted model, not a curated record.